UCGAGUUAAAUCCUGACAACGUGACAUCCUAUGUGCUGGUCGCUCGUGAGGGACCGUCUAUGGGAAUGUGACACUUUGGCACACAGCUGAGCUCAGUGUUGGGGGUGCUGUUUAUCUCCUGGUCACCAUGGAAAUGUUUGGUUACUGUAGAGCGCCUAAUGGCUCCUGGACUCCACCAGGUGUGUUUGGAAAUUAGCUGGAGCACAUAGAUAUACUCUACCUCGCACCAAUGAACUUUUCGGUCCUCAACGCGCCGCUGCAUCCUUCUCAGGGACAAUGAGGACGAGUCGCAAAUGCAGGACCCUUCUGUCGAUAACCUUAAACUUUAUGGCUCUGCUUUUCGCAAUAACAGCAUUUAUUACGACGUACUGGUGCGUGGGGACGCAGAGAGUCCCCAAGCCCAAGUGCAGCAAGCUGCGCACACACCAGUGUAUCGACUACGGGGUGAAUGAGACAGACCCCAACAAAGUGGUGUACAGCUGGGAGACCGGGGACGACCGGUUCCUGUUCCGACAGUUUCACACCGGCAUCUGGUUCUCCUGUGAGGAAAAUAUCCACGAUGAAAGUGAGAGAUGCCGGAGCUUCAUUGACCUGGCCCCCGCAUCAGAAAAGGUGAGGAUGCUGUGGCUGUCGCUGGUCUCUGAGAUGCUUUACAUCAUUCUGUUGGUGGUGGGCUUCAGCCUCAUGUGUUUAGACCUGGUCCACUCCAUCAACGUCAUUGAUGGACUCAAACUCAACGCCUUUGCUGCCGUCUUCACCGUGCUCUCAGGUCUUCUUGGCAUGGUGGCUCAUGUGAUGUACACACAGGUCUUCACAGUCACUGUCAGCUUCGGCCCCCCUGAUUGGAGGCCCUACAACUGGGACUAUGGCUGGUCCUUCUGCAUAGCCUGGGCAUCCUUCACCUGCUGCAUGGGAGCAUCAGUCACCACCCUCAACUCCUAUACGAAGACUGUCAUCGAGUUCAGACACAAACGAAAGACCUUCGAGCAAAGCAUCCGGGAGGAGCAAGCAAGGGAGGCUUUCGGAUACUACCGGGAACGCUCUGUGCAAUCCAUCUCCAAAACUGUGGAGGUUUAUACCAGCCAGACCCCAAAAAGUGGCAGAAAAACUCCCAUACCUGCUGACUCUCUGGACCUGACUGACUGUGCACGAUCUUUAGGGGAAGAGCAGUGCUGAUUGAGACAAUUUCUGUCAGUGUUGCAACUUCCCAGAAAGGGGGCGCUGUUGUCUGUGUUUGGUCGGUUUUGAAGGGAUGAAGGCCUCAUGGGAUUUCAGGCUGCAUCAUAAGCACCAUCUGCUACAUUUUAACACUGCCUUAAUUGCGGUUGGGUUGUUGGCAUUGGUUGUCAAGGAGCUUAAAGUCACAUAUAGGAGCUUUAAAUCAGCUGAUAAUAUAGAAAGUGGGCAUGAACUGAUCUCAUAUACAUAGAUGAGGAAAGCUACCACAAAGUAGGUUUAAAACAAACUGUUUUGUAGAGCCAUAAAAAAAAGAAUGAGGGACGCCUGGAUGCUAUAAUAGCCUUAUAAACACACUUCAGUCAAUCAAUAAACAAUGCAAAGACAGGAGACAGAAGUUCAAGUGGUUUCGUUCAUUCUGUAAUAAAGCCACAAAUACUUAAAUGAAAAUGAUGUGCCUACAUAUAGGAAGUGUAAAUAAUGUCAUGAAAUAUUUAAUUUAGAUAUUCACACACACACACACACACACACACACACAUACGCAAAGCCAGGUCAAGUAAAGCUGCAGAGAAACUUAAACACAGAUCUUUGUGGGUGAGAGUACUUCCUGCAAAGCAUGAUAGGAAUAAUUUAAACACUCAGUAUGGUUUCAAACAUUUCCAGGAAACUAUGUAAUUUAAAAUUGAUGCUUAUGUUUUGAUCAGAGGAAAAUAAAUUCUCUCUACUGUGAAAAAAACGUGUUAUUCUCUCUUAAUUAGACAUGUACCGAGGCAUGUUAGUAUGCUAAAUGUUUAUCAUCCCACAUACUGAAGUGAAGCUUCAUGAAAAGAUGAUCUUUGCAGAUUUGAAUGCAAAUAUUGACUGUAAAGCAACAAAGAAACCACUUGUCUUAUUUCUGAGAUGUGAUGACUUAACAUCCUGAGCAUCAAAGAAGUUCUACAGACACGGAUGAAUUCAAGGCCUUACAAA
Molecule: messenger RNA, 2145 nt
Organism: Labrus bergylta (ballan wrasse)
Lineage: Eukaryota; Metazoa; Chordata; Actinopteri; Labriformes; Labridae
Source: RefSeq, a predicted model, not a curated record